GCGAACAUUUUGUGACAAUCUUUAUACUUUUAAACUGUGAAAUUUGUUUCGAAAAACAAAACAAAAAUGCAAAUCUCAUCUUGGAUAGUGAUACUUAAAACAUACAAUUGGUUAUUACUUAUAUUGGCUUGCCAAUGUCGACCAAAUCUAAUUCUAGCCAAUCGUUUUCAAUCACAUCGUACACGUUUACUUGAUACAGAACAAAUUUAUAAGGAAAGACCAAAACCGGUAUAUAAUCCAAAUGGUGGAAAUAAUUAUGAUUUGAAUCGUCGUCAAUAUCAAGAAUCAUCCGAUCAUCCGAAUAUUCAUCAAUAUAAUUCGGGAAAAUUAUAUCCAGAUAGUAGUAAUAUUCAUUCAAUAUCUACAUCGGAUCAUAAUCGUGAUCAUCAUCAUCAACAACAACAACAGCCGCAUCAACAACAACAGCAGCAGCAACAAAAAUUCUUUACAAUUUUACAUAAUAAUAAAAAUGAACUAGAAGAUAAUGAUGAUGAUUAUUUGGAUGAAAUUGGUCAUGGUUGUAUGGCACCGGAUCAACGAUAUGGUACUUGUUAUGAUGCAUCAAUUUGUGCUGAAAGAGGUGGAAUACCGAUGGGACGUUGUGGUGGUAGUAAAAAUGGACAUGUUUGUUGUUUAUUUGAAAUAACCUGUUCACAAACCAUACGUGAACGACAUGUUUAUUUUCGUAAUCCAAAUUUCCCGUAUUCAUAUGAUGGCCAAAGAAUUUGUCGUGCUAAAAUACAAAAAAUCGAUACAACAAAUAGUGUUUGUCAAUUGAAAUUAUCAUUUAAUCAAUUUGAUAUUGCAAAACCAAUCGAAGGAAAUUGUACACAGGAUUCAUUUUUAAUAUCCGGUCAAAAUGAAAAUAAUAUUAUUCCACGUAUUUGUGGCCAUAAUACUGGACAACAUUAUUACAUCGGUGUUGAUGAAUCCGGUAUGGUAACAUUACAUAUGGUUUUUCGUGGUGAUUAUCCACGUAAAUUUGAUAUUCACAUUGAACAGAUUGAUUGUGGUUCUCGAAAAACGGCUCCUGCACAUUGUCUACAAUAUUAUGAAGGAACACAAGGAACAAUCAAAAGUUUUAAUUAUGAUACGGAUGAAUUAACAAAUCGUAAUGAUUUAUCAAAUGUUCUGAAUGAAGGUUAUCCAAACAAUGUUGAUUAUAUGAUUUGUAUUCGUAAAGAAACUGGAUUCUGUUCAAUUUCAUAUGAAUUUAUGUCUGAUCAAAGUGGAGCGGUUUUUCCAUUCUCAGUUGGUUUAUCAACAAAUCAAUUUAGUAAACGUAUUGGAUUACAUCAAACUGAUGAUUAUGGUCAAUGGACAACAACUGGAAAAAUGUAUUCAACAGUACAAACAACACAAUGUGAUGAUGAUUAUCUGAUUGUAAGCGGAACAAAAGUUUGUACAAAAAUUGUUGAUUCCAAUGAUGAACAUUUAAAUGAUUCAACCAAAGAAAAUAUUGAACCAACUGAACCAUCAUCAUUAUCACCAUCAUUAGAAGAUUUAAUAACACCGGGUAAUAUAAGUGAAAAUAGACCAUAUCGUAAAAAUGGACAUGAAAAUCGUAAUGGUGAUCUAUUAGAACAUUUAGGUUCAGAUUUAUCUGGUGAAGUAGAAGAAUUACGACGUCAUCAUCGUCAAGUGGAAUUGUUUAAAGAUGUAUUAACACGUCGUUAUCGUUGGAUGAUGUCAUCGCCAAUGAUUCUACGUAAAGAUUCACUUAAACGUUUACAUCAAAAUUAUUUAAUGACAACUGAUUUUACACCAGGACCAUUUCAAUUAAGAUUUGUUUCGAAUAGUGUUAAUAAUGCUAAAGGAUUUUAUUUAGCUUAUAGACAAAAUCCAUGCAAAAUGUAAAACACUUAUUAUUUUUUUUUCUCCUUUUCUUAUUGUUUUUUUAUUUCUCCUGGUAUAUGGUGUUUGGGUUAUUACUUUUUUUUCUCCCCUCUCGAUAGUAAUUCUAUGUCUUAAUAUUUUCUGGUGAAAAUGAAGCAAACAAACAACAACAACAACAACAACAAAAAAUCCUUGAAUCCUAACCAUAAUCGACCAUUGCUCUCUAUACACACAUAUUUAACGAACAAACAAACAAAAAAUGAAUGAAUGAAUGAAUGUUUUGGGCCUCAUUACUUUUUUUUUCCUAAAUAAAAAAUAAAUUUUUC
Dermatophagoides pteronyssinus (European house dust mite) is the source of this 2162-nucleotide messenger RNA. RefSeq lists its product as uncharacterized. Lineage: Eukaryota; Metazoa; Arthropoda; Arachnida; Sarcoptiformes; Pyroglyphidae. The record is from RefSeq and is a predicted model, not a curated record.